AUGAACACCUACCAGGGCAGCGACCCAGAGCAGACAGGCAGAGUCGCCCAGCUGAACGGGGCUGGCCUGGAGGCCAGCGUCCUGCCCCAGACGCAGCCCUCUUUCCUGGUGGUGGAUGCCACAGCGGCCUCCGAGCCCCCCCAGCCGCGGGAGACGUGGGGAGGGAAGUACGAGUUCCUGCUCUCCUGCCUGGGAUACUGCGUGGGGCUGGGGAACGUCUGGCGCUUCCCAUAUCUCUGCUAUCGCAACGGAGGCGGGGUCUUCCUGAUUCCCUACACCCUCAUGCUGGUCUUCACGGGGCUGCCCCUCUUCCUGAUGGAGCUCAGCCUUGGGCAAUAUGGGGCCACGGGGCCCAUCAGUGUCUGGAGGUGCUGCCCCCUCUUGAAAGGGAUCGGGGUGGGGAUGCUGGUGGUCUCCUCGCUGGUCUCCCUCUACUACAACGUCAUCAUCGCCUGGACCUUCUACUACCUGAGCAUGUCCUUCCAGAGCCCCCUGCCCUGGUCCUGCCAGGCCCCACACAACCGGCCCCUCUGCCAGGCCCAGAACGGGACGGGGGGCAGCAGCCGCCCAGUCAGUGCCAGCGAGGUCUUCUGGAACCAGCGGGUGCUGGGCGUGGUGCACAGCUCCGGCCUGGGGGACCCCGGCCCCGUGAGGGAGCCCCUGGCGCUGUGCCUGCUGCUGGCCUGGGCACUCAUCUUCCUCUGCACCCUGAAGGGCAUCCGCACCUCGGGCAAGAUUGUCUACUUCACCGCCACCUUCCCCUACGUGGUCAUCGUGGUCCUGAUCAUCCGGGGAGCCACGCUGGAGGGCUCCAUCGAGGGCGUCCGGUUCUACCUCUCCGCAGACUGGAGCCGCCUGCAGAGCGCCCAGGUGUGGAGUGACGCAGCCUCGCAGAUCUUCUACUCGCUGGGCAUCGGCUUCGGGGGGCUCCUCUCCAUGGCUUCCUACAACAGGUUUGACAACAACGUCAUCAGGGACACGCUGGUGAUUGGCAUCGGGAAUUGCUGCACCAGCUUCUUCGCCGGCUUCGCCAUUUUCUCCGUCCUGGGGCACAUGGCCUGGCGCGAGAAGGUCUCGGUCGACAGGGUGGCCGACUCAGGACCCGGCCUGGCUUUCGUGGCCUACCCGGAGGCCCUGGCCCUGCUGCCCUGCUCCUCCUUCUGGUCCAUCCUCUUCUUCCUCAUGCUCCUCACCCUGGGGGUGGACACGCUGUUUGGGAACAUGGAGGGCAUCACCCGGGCAGUGAUGGACGAGUUCCCGUCCCUGCGCAGCUGGCAGCCCAAACUCCUGUUCCUGGGGGGCCUCUGCCUGGCCUUCUACCUGCUGGGCCUCCUCCUCAUCACCCAGGGUGGCAUCUUCUGGUUCACCCUCAUCGACGCCUACAGCACCAGCUUCGGCCUCAUCAUCGUGGCUCUCUUCAUGUGCCUUGGGGUUGCCUUCUUCUACGGGGUGAACCAGUUUUGCCAGGACAUCGUCGACAUGAUCCGUCAGUGCCCGCCCUGGUGCAGCCGCCUGGUGCCCUACUUCAGGACCUGCUGGGUCAUCGUCACCCCGGCGACGUUGCUGUUCAUCCUCUUCUACACCUUCCUGGACCUCUCGAGCACCAGCCUGCAGUACGGAGCCUACCGGUUCCCGCCCUGGGGCCAGGCGCUGGGCGUCUGCAUGGGGCUGCUGAGCUGCAUUCAGAUUCCGCUCUGGGCCGGCAUCGCCCUAUUCAAGGAGUCCGGGACGCUGGCUGCCCGCUUCAGGAAAGCCAUCCGUCCCCUGAGUUCCUGGCGUUCGGCCAGCUGCCGGGAGCUGCCCCCCCAGGUCAUCGACGUUCCCUACACCGUCAACUUGACAGAUAGCGACUUCACGGGAGGCUGGCAGCUGCCGGAUCACAGCGAGGCCUGA
This is a messenger RNA of Thamnophis elegans (Western terrestrial garter snake), 1893 nucleotides long. RefSeq names its product sodium-dependent proline transporter-like. Gene Ontology annotation, biological process: sodium ion transmembrane transport. The record is from RefSeq and is a predicted model, not a curated record. NCBI's taxonomy places the organism in Eukaryota, Metazoa, Chordata, Lepidosauria, Squamata, Natricidae. The transcript has 15 exons. Bases 1 to 1893 code for a protein of 630 amino acids. Gene Ontology annotation, cellular component: membrane. Gene Ontology annotation, molecular function: L-proline transmembrane transporter activity.